CACGUUUUCUGCAUAAUAAAGUUACUGCUCACUGUUGGAUACUUUUGGCACUAUACGAAAUAAUUCGGAAGGACAAGUUCUGCGUUUAUGUAAAUUUUGAUUCGGAAAGUAUGCUUGCAGCAGAGGAUUGGCAACACACACAACGCAGAUGGCAAGUGAAGAUCAACUGAUCACCGAGUACUUCAUGAUGUUCGACAGCAACGGAAAUAGUACAAUCGAGGCGAAGGAACUCAAGACUUUGCUGAAGGUCGUGUACAAGCAGAACCCGGAUGACGCCAUGGUCCAACAGUUUCUGCAAGACUUCGACGCUGACGAAAGCGGGACGAUUGAUCUCGAGGAGUUCAAGAAGAUGUACCGUGCCAUGCCCAUUAAGCCAGAGGGUGAGAGCCUAAAGGAUCUCUUCACCUUGUACGACAAAGAUGGCAACAAAGAUCUUAGCCUUGAAGAGGUAAAGUCGUUCUUACGUGACCUUGGAGACAACUCGUCCGAUGACCUGGUCCGGAAGUUGAUGGACGAGGUUGACGUAGAUAGGGACGGCCGGGUGGACUUUAGAGAGUUCUGUAUCAUGUACGGAAGGACUGUCUACGGCGAUGCGUACUGAGGAACACACGUCUUCUGCUAUGCUCAAGCAAUAUUUUCCAUUAUAUAGACUUCUCAUUGUGUAUGUUUCUAUUUGUAUUUUGGUUUGCUAAGCUAAUACGUCUAAGUGUGUGAUUAAACAUCUUUUAACAAAGAAAUAGAAUAAUUGAGACUUGUUAUGUGCACAACGCAUAUAUAAUUAAAUCCGACAGAGUAAUAUGCUAUGUUUAAAUGAUUAUCUUCUACAAGCAUUCAUAUUCAAGUCAGCUCUAUUCAUAAUGAGAUCAUGAACGUGAAUGUAUAACAUCUAUUCAUCUUACCGUCGAGAUUACAUUCCAAAUCAUAAUAAAACUAGCGAAUUGUGCAUCUGAACGAGUUGCUAUUUACAACCUAUGUUAGGAAUUAUGAAAAUGUGAGUUGUGUGCAUACCUGUUUUUGCAAAUCAAUAGCGAAUAAGGUUUAUAUGUUUACUCAUAGGCUCAGAAUUUACAACCUUACCAAAAGAUCUUUAUAAUGUUUUACUUGUACAUUUAUCGGCAGUUGCGAUUAUGUAAACAUCGCCCCAAUAUAUAUUUUUACUUUGUAUUUGUAAUUGUAUUCCAACAUUUAUGGGGCACCAGAUUAAUCGAUAAGCUUCAAUGCUAAGUCACAAUUUUCUUUUAUUGGUAAUUUUGUUAACACAUUGCUACUUCAUACAUUGAACAUAGUUGCAAGGCCUAAAGUUUAUAUCCGUUAGAAAUAUAAGGUGUUUUGUGCCUCAUCGAAAUACUGACAAACGAAACGAACUGUGAACAUAGUUUUUAUAUAUUUAGCAAGUAUCGGUGGACAUUUAUAUGACUGUAGCAUGUAAACGUAUUACUCAUUUAGCGUUUAUACUUUGUAUUAUUUUAUUUAAGAAACAUAAAAAACUAUAUUGUUUUUUGUAUUGGCACCGUAUAUACGUUGGUAUUCUUCGGAAACGCGUUUUCUUUUUUGAUAACUUUUUGUGAGGCGAAAAUACUGUUAUCCGGGAAAAUGAAAGUUAUGUUUUUAACAGAUGUUUUACAUUUUAUCAUCUUACAUGCGUUUAAUGAAUUAAUUAUAAAUUCGUGUUUUUGAUAAAACAUUUUCCUAUGUACACGUUAUAAAAUACAAUUGAUGCUUUUGCAACAUGUUGAGUAUAAUAUAUAAUGUUUUCACGCGGCUUUUAUCUCUUCAGGUUUCAUGACCCAAUUUUCGUAGUAAAAAUUUGUUUAACAAUUGUUGCCCCAUAUUUUCUCGCUUUAGGAUAAUUAUGCACCAAAUUGGAUGGCAUAUCCAGGGUUUUCACACACACACAAAAUCGCACCAAAUUUGACUCACGCUAUUUUCGAAGAACACCGACGAUGUAAGACUUAUUUGCUUUUCUUAGAAUUCUAAAUGUACGAAAUAAAUAGUAGAAUCAAGAA
Molecule: messenger RNA, 2006 nt
Organism: Dreissena polymorpha
Lineage: Eukaryota; Metazoa; Mollusca; Bivalvia; Myida; Dreissenidae
Product: calmodulin-alpha-like
Exons: 6
Coding region: 149-601 (150 amino acids)
Molecular function (GO): calcium ion binding
Source: RefSeq, a predicted model, not a curated record